AUGGUGCACUGUGCAUCGGCGUUUCUCUUCGGGACAGCCUAUGCCAUCGACCCAGUGGCGUUCCACAUUCCCAACAAGAGCUUCAUCCGACUCAAUGUUAUGUCUGACUUGGAGGGGUUGAGCCGUCAGGACCUCUUGUCCACAUGGGUUGUAAACAUCUGGACAGGAUUGCAAGCCGAGGUUGGUGAGGUCGGUGAGGUCGGUGGGCGCAAUAACAACUCUUACCCGGCAGCUUCGGCGACGAGGUUGGACCUGGCAGCUUCGGCGACGAGGUUGGACAUACCGCGGCCAAGUUACUUCGACAGCAGUUUAGAUGAGGAGCCGCCAAGACGGUACACCUUAGACUUGGACACGGCCAAGCUGCUUCAAAUUGCUGGCUCAGAACGGCGCUUGAUAGUAUCUUGGACAACUGGUGGGCCAAAGCGAUGGUCGAUUGCUCACAACCUGGCGCUCUCUAUUCGAAAGAACACCCCGGAGCUAGAGCACAGCUUUGUUUUCAUCGCACUAGAUUCGGAUGCCGUCCGACGUGCACAAGACUCAGGCUUCAACGUAGUGUUGAACGAAGGCUCUCAUGAUCUGCAAGAUGAUAUUUGGAAAAUGCGAUGGUUGAUACAGACCACCUGCAUCGCAUUGGGCCUCGAGGUUCUUGUGGUAGAUUCCGAUAUCGUUUUUCUCUCCAACCCAUUCCACCACUUCUACUUCGAUUCAGAUGUAGAGGCCAUGACGGAUCAUUUCUUUCCUGCAGAGCAGCUUUGGGCCACAUGGCUACGACCCGCAGAGCACAUCAACACUGGGUUUCUUUUUGCGCGGCCUUCUCCUCGACUGCUGGCUUUUCUGGUGGAGUUUGUGGACGCGCACUAUCAUGGACACGAGGGCCCCACACUCCGCGACGGAAUGGACCAGCGGGUGUUCAACAAGUUCGUCAUGCAAAAGAUGGAGAAAAGACCGCCUGAGGUCAUAACCCGCUAUGAGAACAUCACCUUUCCAGCCUUGGACUGGCAAGGCAAGACGGAUCGCUUCACCCCAAGAGAGACAUGGGACUUGCCGAUCGGGUCUGGAGAGAGCAUUACGCUGCGCAUUCUGGAUCCUGUGUGUAUUUCGCAUGGCAUGAACUACUUCUGGCGCAAGGCAUACAAGUUGAAGAGUUGUGCCGGACGCCAGCAGCCUCCGGCCGUUGUUCACGUCAAUGGCGUCGACCCCAAGAUGUAUUUUCUUCGUGACAGAAAUUUGUGGUACAUUGACGACUGGGAGGACAGGUUCAAUGACUCCACCUCCUUCCUUGUAUACCAUCAUCCGAGGGGUCUGAACUUGUCCGCAGAUUUCGAGGUGUUGAUUGCUGCUCUGGAGGUUGGGGCAUACUUGCGUCGACGCGUCGUGCUGCCGGACACCAUGAACUGUGCCAACAGCCCUGCCUACAAGAUUUACAACUUGAGCGAAACGAUGGUGGACGAGCCAGGCUGCACAUACGAUUACUUUGCCCAUGCAAAUGGUCUCUACGAGGUGUACUCCCGUGUGAAGCCCUAUGCUGUCGAGGCGGGCAUCAGUCGAGAGCCCCGUUUUCUGGACUUGCCCGUGAUGCAGCUGAACAUGGAGCUCGAGACCCAGACUGGCCGACUGCGGGAAGAGAUCCUCGCAGCGCAUGCAGAGCGGAGGGCCGCAUUUGGAAGUCUUUCUGCACGGGUUCUGGAGGUCGAGGACGUGAUCUUGCUACGCGACGGACUGCGUAGUGGACGAUUUGGACUCCGAAUGAAUGCUGAACACGUCUUCAGCUGUGCAUACCAAGAACCGCUUAUUGGAGCUAUGGCAUGCCUUGAUGAACCAUACGUGGAAGAGUUUGGCAAAGAGGCGAUGUGCGAAGCGCAGAGCUUUGUUCGAGGAUGUGGGCCAGUGGGAAUCUGUUGCUGCUGGCCGUUUUGGGGCUGGGGCGAGAAGCUGCAGUACUUCACAGGAGUAAGAUGGGAUUUGCCAUGCAACUGUGGCGUCUCUGUGUGUGAAAGAUUCAGUCGCAGCCUGGAGACUGGCAGUGAAAACUGCUGCCGCCAUGCUGGAAGUACAUCCAUCUUUCCGGUGACAGAUCCUGGAGUCUUCUAUUGCGAAACCAACAGCAGUUGGUCAGGACCAACUGGAGCCGAGGACAGCAACACUUAUACCUCGCAAGCGCUCAUCGAAUUCGCCGCGAACAAGCGCACAGUGCAGCAAAGUUUCCAGACCUGCAGUCUGGAUCGCUUGCUCCGCAGGGGCGAUGCCUUUCAGGAGACAUCGCUGCGGGAGUGCAAUCUUCAGUUCAGCUCCUAUCUUCUGAGACGCUUCAAGUGGAAGCAGCUGCACACAUGGCUAGACUGGGUCUUCGAGCAGCGCAGAUCCCUUGGGAAUUCGUCUCGGUUGAUCGCUAGCAUGGACGGCGGUGUUGUGACGGACAAUACAGGCUUCUCCCUCGGGAAGCUGGCCCAUGACACGGAGCAGCUUGAGUACAUCAUCUCACUAGGUGUCCAACAGGAGGAGCUGCACCAGGCAGCUUCUGGCUUCCGAAGCCUGCUGGAGCUCUUCGCCGAGCUUCAGCAAGGAGUGCCCGUGCGCAUGGAAGUGGAGAGGCAAUUUGCUGAGGUGCGGCCAUUCUUCAACCGAGCAUUGCAUUUGCCGGACCUUGACGAAGCUCUCGGUGCGAUUCCCGAGUUGCUGCACGCGGCUGCUGACUGGGAAGGUGCAGAGUUGGACGUUCGCAAUGGAGGCGUAGCCGUAGUCCAUGGCGCACUAUUGCCUUCAGCUCGGCGUUUGGUUCACAGGUGGCUUCUCGAGUCGACUAUUUGGUAUCAAUCGCUGCAGAAUGGGGAAAUACACAAAGCCCAGUUGCGCGAUGGUCUCCAUCAUGCUGUUGGCAUGCGUUUGGUCCACGAGGUACAAGGGAGAAUACCAGCAUUGGACACAUUGCCGAUUCUGGACAUAAUGAGUUACAGGCACUCGGAGAAGAGCCCCGGCCUUCCCUGGCACUGUUUGGAUGGCAUUGUGGUGGCCAUGGUUUGGUUUGGCGACACCUUGAACAGCUCAGUUGGCUUUUUGGGGACGAGCUCUUCAAAGGACUAUUGUAGCGGCGAUCGUGUAGGGCCCGCACCCGCUUUGACGCUGGAGAGAUUCCUGCAGCAGCGGAAGCCGCCUCAGGGCGAAGCCUCCGUCGUUUGCCAGGAGGGUUGUUUGCUCCUGUGGCGAUCAUCUCGUGCAGUGCGCACACUUCACGCGCGAAAGGCAGACAAGGAAGCAAACACAUUUGCGUCCCGGCCAGUCGAGCUUUUGAUGCUGUUUGGCAGUAAUUAUGCACAUGAUGCUGGAGCCAGCGCAGAGUUCGCACCCUCGUUCGAGGGAAGGGUGGACUCUUGGGGAGGACACUAUUAUGCCAGUGACCACGAUCAUCGAUGA
This is a messenger RNA of Symbiodinium natans, 3411 nucleotides long. Lineage: Eukaryota; Dinophyceae; Suessiales; Symbiodiniaceae. The record is from the annotation of a GenBank genome assembly.